AUGACUUUCAUUGUUGAUAAUGCUUCUGUGAAUGAUGUUAUAAUUAGAAACAUGAAGGAGUGGCUUUCUGGGCAGGGUAAACUUCUUUUGUUAGGGGAAUUGUUUCAUGUGUGUUGCACAACACAUGUUUUGAACCUCAUUGUGCAAGAUGGGUUGGAUAUUGUUAGGCACUUAAUGGGAAAAAUCAAAGAAUCGGUCAAUUAUCUACAAGCUUCAAGCCAAAGAAAUCUGAAAUUUGAAAUGACAAAAAGUCAAUUGAAGAUUCAUAGUAAAAAGGAGUUGGUUUUGAAUUUCCCCACAAGAUGGAAUACAACCUAUGAUAUGCUCAAAACUGCACUUGAGUAUAGGGCUACAUUUGCUCGAUUGGAACAAAUUGAUAAAGAAUAUAAUCUUAAUCCAUCUUUUGAGGAGUGGGAUAUUGGUCAAAUUGAUGAGUGGCUAUUGAGCAAGUAUGAUUAUAUUCAAGCAGUGGUUGGGAAAAUGUUGGGAAAGUUCAAAAAAUAUUGGGAUGAGGUUAGUUUACCUUUGGAAGUAGCAGUGGUUUUUUAUCCAAGAUACAAGUUGGCAUUUGUGAGGUAUAAUUUGCAUAGGGUUUAUGGUUAUGUGGGUGAAGAUGAAGUGGCAAAAGUGUGUGAAUGCCUUUAUAACCUUUACUUUCAUUAUGAAAAUUAUGAUACCUCAUUCACUCUUAAUGAAGAGAGUAAUCCCUUUGAAUCAUCCAUAACAAGUUCAGCUUCGGGUGUGAUGCAAGAGAGUAAGAAGAAGUAUCUCAAAGGCUUUAAAAAAUGGUGCACAAUUUCUUUUGAUGAAUCACCUGCUUCUUCUAUCUCUCCUAUUAAUAAAUCUAUUGAAACUCUGAUGACUCCAUCCUCAAAUCCAAGUGGAAGUGAAAGUGCAAGCACAAAUUUUGAUGGAAAUGGUGCUCAUGCAAAUGGUGCAUCCAAUUAG
Messenger RNA from Nelumbo nucifera (sacred lotus), 948 nucleotides. The record is from RefSeq and is a predicted model, not a curated record. Lineage: Eukaryota; Viridiplantae; Streptophyta; Magnoliopsida; Proteales; Nelumbonaceae.